Coregonus clupeaformis (lake whitefish) is the source of this 5077-nucleotide messenger RNA. It is a transcript of the gene kirrel3a, whose product is annotated as kirre like nephrin family adhesion molecule 3a. Gene Ontology annotation, molecular function: cell adhesion molecule binding. The record is from RefSeq and is a predicted model, not a curated record. Gene Ontology annotation, cellular component: cell-cell junction. Bases 320 to 2665 code for a protein of 781 amino acids. The transcript is spliced from 16 exons. Gene Ontology annotation, biological process: synapse assembly; cell-cell adhesion. NCBI's taxonomy places the organism in Eukaryota, Metazoa, Chordata, Actinopteri, Salmoniformes, Salmonidae.
ACUGUGCAUAAAGCUGGAAUGAACCUGUGCCACGGGCAGCGGAGAAGACUGAAGACUUGAUUCACUGGCAAAUAGGAGACGAUAGAUAGAAAAAAAGGGGCAGGAGAGAAGACGCACACACACUCUCACACUCUCGCCUUGACUGAGAGAGCAGAAGCUGAAGGAGGGACCUACAGCACCAGCCUCUCACACUCAGACAGACACGCAACUCCACACACUCUUUGAAUCAAGCUGCUAACUUUGUCUCGGCGUCAGCAGCAUCUCACAGACGGACGGCAGGCACACAGGAGCAGACAUCUCCCCCCGUUACGUCUCUUCAAUGAUGAUGAUCCCUUUGGUGGUUCUGUUCUCUGGGAUGGCUGGACUUGGGGCCAGUGCGGUGUUUACCCAGCAGCCCACAGACCUGGUGGUGGUGGCGGGUCAGCCAGUGACCCUGCCCUGCUCCAUCCCUGGGUACCACGGCAUGGUGCUCUGGCUCCGAGACGGCAUGGCCCUGGGAGUCAACAGGGACCUCUCAGGCUACCCACGCUAUGACAUCGUGGGAGACCACAGCAAGGGUGAAUACCACCUCUUGAUUCAGAGAACCGAAAUGCAGGAUGACGCCUUCUUCGAAUGCCAGGCCAUCCAGGCAGCUAUCAGAACACGCCCCGCCCGACUAACUGUGCUCGUUCCCCCUGAAGACCCUGUGAUUGUGGGGGCCCCCGUGGUAAGCCUAAGGGCCGGCGACCCCCUCAACCUGACAUGCCACGCCGACAAUUCCAAGCCUGCUGCCUCGAUCAUCUGGAUCCGCAACGGGCAGGUCCUGAAUGGCGCCAUGUACUCUAAGACACUGUUGCGGGAUGGGCGAAGGGAGAGCACGGUCAGCACACUCUACCUCUCUGCCUCCAACAUCGAGACAGGCCAACGGAUCACAUGUCGGGCCUCAAACAAGGCAGCGCCCAAUGGGAAAGAUGCCAUCGUUACCAUCGAUAUCCAACACCUGCCUCUUGUCAACCUAUCUGUGGAGCCCCAGCCCAUACUGGAGGGCAACCUGGUGAAGUUCCACUGCUCUGCCAAGGCUAACCCACCCGUCAUCCACUACAGGUGGGCCAAAGGGGGCAGCAUCAUCAGAGAGGUGUCAGGUGACACCUAUGAGGUCAUUGUGGACCAUUCCUUCUUCACUGAGCCUGUCUCCUGUGAGGUCACCAAUGCCCUGGGCAGCACCAACAUCAGCAGGAACGUGGACGUCUACUUUGGGCCCAGAAUGGCUGCUGAGCCACAGUCCCUACAGGUGGACCAGGGAUCAGACGCUAUCUUCAACUGUGCCUGGACAGGAAACCCCUCCCUCACCAUCGUAUGGAUGAAACGCGGCUCUGGAGUGGUGCUUAGCAACGAGAACAUCCUGACGCUCAAGGCGGUGAGGCAGGAGGAUGCUGGGAAGUACGUAUGCCGGGCGGUGGUCCCCCGAGUUGGAGCUGGAGAGAAGGAAGUGUCGCUUACUGUGAAUGGUCCUCCCACUAUCUCCAGCACCCAGACGCAGCAAGCCCUCUACGGGGAGAAGGGGCAGAUCAAGUGUUUCAUCCGCAGCACUCCUCCUCCCGACCGCAUUGCCUGGUCGUGGAAGGAGACAGUCUUGGAGUCGGGGACGUCUGGCCGAUACACGGUGGAGACAGUGAGCACUGAUGAGGGGGUAAUCUCAACCCUCUCCAUGAGUAACAUCGUCCCUGCUGACUUCCAGACCAUCUAUAACUGCACCGCCUGGAACAGCUUUGGGUCCGACACAGAGAUAAUUCGACUGAAGGAACAAGAGUCCCUCCGAUUGGCUGUCAUCAUAGGAGUGGCUGUGGGGGCAUUCCUCGCCCUCAUUGUCCUCAUGGGCACAUUGGGUGCCUUCUGCUGUGCCCGCUUCCAAAGGAAAGAAGUUCACCUCGUCAUGUCCUCCUUACCCGUCUCCAUCUCCUCUCGCCAGAGAGACCUGGCAGGCAAAAUUAAAACAGAGAAUCUCAAAGGAGUGGUUUUGGCAAAAAACGACAUCCGGGUGGAGAUUGUUCACAAAGAUCACAACACAGUGCGGGAAACAGAGGAGCACACAGCCAUCAAGCAGAUGAUGAUUGAGCGCGGGGAGUUCCAGGCGCAGGAGUCUGUGCUGAAGCAGCUGGAGGUCCUACAAGAGGAAGAGAAGGAUUUCCAGCACAUUAAGGAUCCAACAAACGGCUAUUACAGUGUCAAUACCUUCAAGGACCACCAUGGCACCCCGACUAUGUCAAUGGCAGCCAACCAGACCGGCGGCGCGGAGGUCCGGAACCCUUCGGCUUCUUCUUCAGCCACCAUGGGCAAGCAACGUGUGCCCACGGGCAUGUCCUUCACCAACAUCUACAGCACGCUAGGUGCCGGGCCCAACCGCCUGUACGACUACAGCCAGCGCUUCGUGCUGGGCAUGGGCAGUAGCUCCAUCGAGCUGUGCGAGCGUGAGUUCCAGCGGGGCUCGCUCAGCGACUCCAGCUCCUUCAUCGACACACAGUGUGACAGCAGCGUGAGCAGCUACAGCAAGCAGGACGGCUACGUGCAGUUCGACAAGGACAGCAAGGCCUCGGCCGCCUCCUCCUCCUCCCACUACUCGCAGUCGUCCUCGCAGAACUCGGACCUGACGCGGCCACUGCAGAAACGCAUGCAGACCCAUGUGUAAUGGCAGAAGGAGGUAUGGAUGGAUCUGACAGGAUGGGUCGAGGAUAGCACCUUUGGACACUCUGAGGAACACUGCCUGACUGGUGUACAGUGCUAUAUUUUUUGGUUUGUACCCUGGUCCUGUCCUAAUACGGACACUGUACGUACCACACUUUUUACAGACACACAGUACAUGUUCUUUGGAUUACAUGGUAUACACUGUAUUCCCCUUGAAACAAGGUCAUCAAACAAACAACAUCACAAUAACAUCAUAACCUUGAGAGCCACAAUUGGUGGAAAAAAGAUAACAAUGAAAAGUCCACUUUCUCAAUGAACAAUGUUCUGCUGUUGACCCCUAUUCUGUUUUUACUAGUGGACUGCCUCCAAACAUGCAGAUGUAGGCAUUAUUCACACAUCUGUGUGGAAUAAUUCCAGAAUUGUAAAAAAGUUGCUGUUUAUCAUCUAAAAAAAUACAAACUGUUGGGACUAUGUUCAGCUGCCCGGUUGGAGUUUGAAGCACAAAGGGGUAUUGUUAAAAACUGCCAGAGGCAUUUCUUGUAUCUGCGGGAGAAAAAAAACCUUAGCUGGAUAAUAAAACCUCUGAGGAAAGAUGGAGGGAGCGGCAGGCUAUGAAAUAAAAAGGAACACCUUGCCAACUGACCGAAGGACUGACUUGCAGGUCUAAUAUCUCUACACCUGGACUACUUUAAUACUAAAGGUUAUCUAAGUAUAUUCUAUAUUUUGCUCCUUUACUUUGAACUAACGGAGAUGUUUUGGCUUUUUGAUGUAUGCCUUGUGAAAGUUUAUUACUGAGUCACAGAUCCCAGAUAAAUGCAUGGAGAAGUGUACUGUAGAAUACUGUUGUACUACUUCACUUGACCUGGAGUUUCAAAUGCUUUGUUCACUCAAAAACCGUUGGUUUCUUCUGAAAGGACAGCGUCAUGUUUACAUGUCAGUGAAAGGGUCAAGGACCUUAACAUCUGUACUUUUCCAUUCAAUGUGUGACACUUGCAGCUUGAUCGUGUGUGUGUGAGCAAAUAGCUGUGGAGCCAAGUACAGUGUUAUUGCUGCCGGAGCUGUUCUCAUUUUCGUGGCUUGCCAUACUUAGCUGAUAUUGUGUUGUUUACACUGGAGCUCUGUAAAUCCAGCAAUUUUGUGUACUGUGAUUUGACCACUGAAUGACAGGGAUAAAGAUAAAAUUACUUUUUUCUGUCUGUGGCCUCUGUGGUUACAAUGACUCGGUGCCCACCGUUUUAAGUGACACAUUGUUCUGUCUCAAAUGGUACUAUUUAGCUUGAAAAGUGAUGAUUAUGUGGUUCUGCUUAAGAGUAAACACUGAAGGUGGUUAGCAAACCAAAUAGUUAAUAUUAACUAUAGUAGGACCUUAAAGAUAUGAACUCGGAGUCAUCGGGAAUGGAGGUUGUUCGGAACAUAGAAAUGUCUGUAACUUUGAAUUUCACUUAAAAACGCAUCCAACCUUUUUAUAUAUAUAUUUAUUGCAUAUUUAGACGUGUUUUCUUUUACAUAUCCCAGUUUGAUAUUGCCAGUUCAGUUGAGCGAUCAAUCUGUAACAUUAAGGUUUGUGUCUGUGAGGUCCUACUGUACUAUUACUUCAUUAGAGAAUUACUAUUGGUCAAUAUAACUCAAUAUGAUAUAAACUAACUCAGGGCCUGUAUGUUUCAGUGCACUAUCAAUAUGAGCAUCCUCACAGUGAAGCAUUGGUUCAUACAACAAACAAUCAACCAGGGAUCUUUAUACUUCUCUCACCAGAUGACUCAGUUGGAUAAAACUUUCCAAUCAUUAAUAAGGCAUUUGUUGAUUAUCUAAUUGCAAAUCAUUACCCCAAUAUAAACAAUCAUCAGUAUGUCAUUUAUAAACCAAAUGUCUUCCCAAUGUAUUUUAAUAUUUGAAUGCAACCUCCAUCCAUUCCCUGCCUGUUUGGUAAUGACCAGCUCCACCAUUCAUAAUGACUGAUUAUCAUAUGCCUUAUGACAGAGAGGUGGCUUUCCUUAUAUAGACACCAUAGAUGUGACUUUGUAUAAUAACUAUACAGUAAGCAGAGAAAUUAAGUGAUCUAUGGUUUAUUGUCGUAUUACAGAGUAUGUUGUCCAUCAUUAAAGAGCCUCAGUCUCAGCAAGUCCUGCUGAGAUUCAAACAAGUCCCGCUGAGACUGAUGCUGUCCUAAUAUGGACAACCUACAUUGGUACCAUUUUAGAGUUCAUUUGAAUCCAGGAAAGGAGGAUCGUUGGUCGGGGGUGAAGGAUAGGCUUACAACACGAAUGUCUAGCAACCCAAAGGUUGCGUGUUUGAAUCUCAUCAUUGAAAACUUUAAGAUUUUAGCUAGUUAGCAACUUUGCAAUUACUUACUACUUUUUAGCUACUUUGCAACUACUUAGCAUGUAAGCUAACCCUAACCCUAACCUUAACCGUUUAA